AUGGAGGCUGCUUUCAUCUCCUUGCUGAUCAAGAAGCUCGCCCAAGUCGCAUUCGACCAAGCGCAGAGCAGAUGCUCUCAGCUACUGCUGCAGCACACAACUCCACCUUUAGAUCAGAUUCACGCGAGAGUGAGACGAAUCACCGACGAGUUCAUAGUGAUGAAGGCCUUCCUCGAAGGUUCUAAUUGGUCCACUAUUGCUGCUACUAACAAACCACUCGAGGCUUGGAUCGAACAGGUGAGGAAGGUCGCCUUCGAGAUAGAAGACAUCAUCGAUGAAUACCUUUAUCUGGUUGGAAGACAACGGGAAAGGACAUGGAAGAAUUGUCUCAUGGCACCAUCAGACCUUUGUUUCAAUCUUGCUAAGGCUUGGCGUGGUAUUGAUUCUCGGUUAGAAAAGAUGGAGAAAGAUCUUUCUGAACUUUCAAGCAGGAGAGAUCGAUUUGGUAUAACAAUAAGUGGCAAUGAGGAGGGAGUGAAGAACUCAGAAAGAGACACACAUCAUUAUCGAGCUUAUUCACCCAUGUUAAAUGAUGAAGAUGAUUUAGUGGGGAUAGAAGUUAACAAAUCUAAGUUGCUUUCGUGGUUGACUAAUGCUGAUACUUGCAGGAAGAUGACAGCAAUUGCGGUGUGGGGAAUGGGUGGCCAUGGGAAAACUACACUCGUUGCAAAUGUCUAUCGCAAUAAUACCGUGAAGAGUCACUUUGAUUGUCAGGUAUGGGUUACAGUCUCACAAACUUAUAGUGUACUGGAGGAACUCCUAAGAAUAAUGAUCAAGGAAAUCUUCAAGGGAAAAGAGGAUCUUGUCCCAAAUGGUAUCACUACCAUGCAACGAUUAGAGUUAUUUGACAUCAUCAAAGAAAGUUUGCAACGAAAGAGAUAUAUAAUUGUGUUAGAUGAUGUUUGGCAUGUAGACUUGUGUAAUGAUAUUAGUCGUGCUUUUAUUGAUAGCAACAAUGGAAGUAGACUAAUUAUUACCACUAGAAUGCAUGAAGUAGCAAGGAUAGCAAAUGAUGAACAUAUCAUGAAGCUGCAACAACUUAAUGAAAAAGAUGCAUGGAUUUUGUUUUGCAAGAAGGCAUUUCGAAGAGAGAACAAUAAAGAUUGUCCACAAGAGCUUGAGGAUUACACCGGUAGGAUUUUGAACAAAUGUCAAGGCUCACCAUUAGCUAUUGUAGCAAUUGGCAGUUUAUUAUCAUUCAAGGAAAAGAGUCAAACUGAAUGGAAGAAAGUCUAUGAUAACCUUCAAUGGGAGUUUGAAAACAACCCUGCUCUAGAUAAAGUGAAGAGUAUUCUCAACCUGAGCUUCAAUGAUUUGCCUUAG
Zingiber officinale is the source of this 1323-nucleotide messenger RNA. RefSeq names its product disease resistance protein RPM1-like. Bases 1 to 1323 code for a protein of 440 amino acids. Gene Ontology annotation, molecular function: ADP binding. Gene Ontology annotation, biological process: defense response to other organism. The record is from RefSeq and is a predicted model, not a curated record. Lineage: Eukaryota; Viridiplantae; Streptophyta; Magnoliopsida; Zingiberales; Zingiberaceae. The transcript is spliced from 2 exons.